AUGAAGAGUUGUGAUUUUUUUGAAGACAAUUUGGUAAAAUCUUACUCAAAUCCACUUGUGGAACUGGAUGAAAUGUUGAAGAGAAUGAUUUUGGAGAAUUUGGGAUUAGAAAAUCACAUUGAUGAAUUGUUGGAUUCCAUUUAUGUCCUAUUUAGAUUUACACAUUAUAAGGGAACAUCAAUUGUUAGUGCAGAUGAAAAUAAUAAACCUGCUGAAUUGGGUGGCCACACAGAUGAUAAUUUCUUGACUUUUAUAUCACAAAAUCAAGUCAACGGAUUGCAAAUCAACAAAAAUGGAGAGCGGGUUGAUGUCAAUAUUUCACUAAAUUCUUAUGUUGUUUUGUCAGGUGAUUCCUUCAAAGCAUGGACAAAUGGCCGAUUACAUUCUCCUAUCCAUAGGGUAGCAAUGUCUGAAGAAAGUGAUAGAUUUUCCAUUCAAUUAUUUUUAUUUACAAAACCAGGUCAUUUCAUAAACACCCCAAAAGAACUUGUGGAUGAAGAACACCCUUUACUCUUCAAGCCAUAUGAAAUGCUUGAUUUAUCCAAGUAUGUUACUUCACAAGCUGGCUAUGGAGCUCCUACUGAUACUUUCAAGGCUUAUUGUGGUGUUUGA
This is a messenger RNA of Solanum dulcamara, 612 nucleotides long. Its product is annotated as probable 2-oxoglutarate-dependent dioxygenase AOP1.2. The transcript has 3 exons. The coding region runs from base 1 to 612 and encodes 203 amino acids. Gene Ontology annotation, molecular function: dioxygenase activity. The record is from RefSeq and is a predicted model, not a curated record. NCBI's taxonomy places the organism in Eukaryota, Viridiplantae, Streptophyta, Magnoliopsida, Solanales, Solanaceae.